Molecule: messenger RNA, 576 nt
Organism: Tricharina praecox
Lineage: Eukaryota; Fungi; Ascomycota; Pezizomycetes; Pezizales; Pyronemataceae
Exons: 2
Source: RefSeq, a predicted model, not a curated record
AUACGCGGGUUCUUCGGUAGGUUUAGGGACUUCCAGUUUAAUCCGCAGGCACACCACCGCAACGAGUUUGAGCGGCUGUGUGUGCUGCGCGGGUGGAGCCGUGAAUACGGUGCGGGACUUGGCGCAUACAGGAGGCUGCAGGCAGCGGAGAUCGCCGAAUUCGAGGUACAGUUCGGAACUGAUCCUAAUGAACCUGAGGCUUGGAGACGGCUCUGCGAGACCGCGGGGAUCACGCCGAUUCCAAGGACGCUGGAUGAGAGGCGGCAGAAAAUCCUGGGGUCGCACAUCAACCUGGUCGAUAUGCUGGACGCUCGGCUGCGGAAUGGAAGAGCCAGAAUCUACGAUACAGAGAAGGAGUUGGCAGACUAUACAAACCGAACUGGAAAGUACAUCCGCAAGUCACUAGCAUACAACAGUGGCCUCUUAAUGUAUCUGUUGCGGGAGAUACUCGAAGAUAGCCAUGGCGAUGAGGAGCCGGAUGAGCAUAAGUACUAUGGGGCUAGACCUGGCGGUGUGGGAAGCAAGAGGGGCGAGGGAACGGUCCGGGUGCAUCCACAGAAACGGCGAAAUUUGUGA